This is a messenger RNA of Synchytrium microbalum, 918 nucleotides long. RefSeq lists its product as uncharacterized. NCBI's taxonomy places the organism in Eukaryota, Fungi, Chytridiomycota, Chytridiomycetes, Synchytriales, Synchytriaceae. The coding region runs from base 1 to 918 and encodes 305 amino acids. The transcript is spliced from 4 exons. The record is from RefSeq and is a predicted model, not a curated record.
AUGACAUCAGACAAUCUAGACCAGACGCUGCUCGGUACCAAACGCACCAACUUGCCGUCGAAAGAUGUCUCCUCGCCAAAGCAGGCGUGGGGAUUCUCUAGAUCAACACGUACAUAUACCAAUUCAACGAUGAAUGGGUUAAUUCCUGGAUCGAAUCCUUCUCAACGGCCCAUGUCGUUAUUGAUCCCAUCUGCAUCUUCCACGUCAUCAAAUGACCAAAACCAAAAUAAUGGUGGUAAACGACCACGCUCGUGGCAUAUAUUCUCGAUUAAGAGUCAGAGUCAAGAGGCUGACCAAAAAGCUUUAUCGGAGAAUCAAACUGCAGACCAAGAUUCCAUGGAUGAAAACCAGCAAGAAGUGGAGAACGAACAGCCCAAGUCACCACUUCAUAAAUGGGUGCCAAACCAGCAUAAGGAACGACCUGCUGUUGCGUCCGCCGCCGAAAUGGACGCCAUCUCCCCACAAAGCCCAGGUUUCACACCACUAGAUUCAAACAAGACCGUGAUUCUAAAAUCCUUAAUCGACGAAUCUGAAUUCUCGCUACCGAUUUCAGCCGUCCUCGACAGUGAGAAACUGCGGCCCCAGUUUUAUAACGGACUAAGUGUCGGCCACGUGGAGCUUGCCCAACCAGUGCUGUCGCAGGUUGUAGAGUUCCUGAUGCACCAUGUGAGGAAUGUGGAAGUCGAUGACUGGGAUUUGGAUUGGUGUCGCGAGAAGAAUGACGAGGAUUUGAAGGAUUUGAUUGAUGCGUUUUAUGAUAUUGGGAACUCGUCGGGGAUGACGCUUUUGCAGAGAGAAGCGCUUCGGAGGAUGGCUGCUAAACCUGUUCAUCACCCUCGCGGUGCUGAAGAGUGGAAAAGAGCCUGGAAGGAGUUUGAGGAUGCUGAGCUUAGAGCUGAUGAAGAUGCACAACAGUAG